AUGGGCAAGAACUUCCGUGAGUAUCCGGAACUUGUAGGCAUGGACACCACGUAUUGUGUCAACAAGAACCAAAUGCCGUUGGUUGUCUUUAGAGUCACAGAUUGCCAUGGCCAAGGAAAGCCAGCUGGUUAUUGUUUCGUUGCCAGUAAGAAAAUUGACAUUAUGCGAAAAUCAGUAAUGACCUUCAAGCAGGCCAACGCUGAUUCUAUUGAGCUAGUUCAAACUAUUGUAGUCGACAAAGAUUACAAUGAGGUAACAGUCUUGAAAGAACUUUUACCAUCUGUUCAUAUUCACUUGUGCAGCGUCCAUGUUCUUGAAGCAUUCAAGAGAAAUAGCAAAGAUGAGGUGAACAAGGACAAAAUCAGGGAAGUCCUCCAAAAUAUAGUUUACGCCUUAACUCACAGGAAAUAUAUGGAAUAUCUUGAAGAGCUCAAAGAUGAAGCAUCACCCACAUUCAUGGAAUAUUUUAAUAAAUAUUGGGCAGAGUAUGGGACAGCUUGGUCCUGCUACGAGCGGUUAAACUCCCUGAAUUUAGGCCAGAGGACCAACAAUUCAGUUGAGUCGCACAACAAAAAUAUCAAAAGCCUUAUGAGCAAACGAUCUUCAUUAGUUGAGCUUGUCAAGGGCCUUUUGGUUUUGCAAGACAGCAGUGAUGCUGUUACUAACUAUAAAGAUUUCUUGGGGAUAAUGAAGAUGUCAUACCGCACCGACACUGCAGAGACACUAAUGUCCAAAAGAUUUUAG
Molecule: messenger RNA, 744 nt
Organism: Frankliniella occidentalis (western flower thrips)
Lineage: Eukaryota; Metazoa; Arthropoda; Insecta; Thysanoptera; Thripidae
Exons: 1
Coding region: 1-744 (247 amino acids)
Source: RefSeq, a predicted model, not a curated record